GACCGCCCAGGCGCCGCCUGUGUGCGCGCGGGACAGGCGGCAGCGCGGGCAGCCCGCGGGGCCUGAGCGGGCAGCAUGGACGACGAGGAGGAGACGUACCGGCUGUGGAAGAUCCGCAAGACCAUCAUGCAGCUCUGCCACGACCGCGGGUACCUGGUGACCCAGGACGAGCUGGACCAGACGCUGGAGGAGUUCAAGGCGCAGUUCGGGGACAAGCCCAGCGAGGGCCGCCCCCGCCGCACCGACCUGACCGUGCUGGUGGCUCACAACGACGACCCCACCGACCAGAUGUUCGUCUUCUUCCCCGAGGAGCCCAAGGUGGGGAUCAAGACGAUCAAGAUGUACUGCCAGCGCAUGCAGGAGGAGAACAUCACCCGGGCCCUGAUCGUGGUGCAGCAGGGAAUGACCCCCUCGGCCAAGCAGUCCCUGGUGGACAUGGCUCCCAAAUACAUCCUGGAGCAGUUCCUGCAGCAGGAGCUUCUGAUCAACAUCACUGAGCACGAGCUGGUCCCAGAGCACGUUGUCAUGACCAAGGAGGAGGUGACAGAGCUACUGGCCCGAUACAAACUGAGGGAGAACCAGCUGCCCAGGAUCCAGGCCGGGGACCCUGUGGCCCGGUACUUUGGGAUAAAGCGCGGCCAGGUGGUGAAGAUCAUCAGGCCCAGCGAGACAGCAGGACGAUACAUCACCUACAGGCUGGUGCAGUGACCCCAGCGUGGGGUGUGAGGAGUUGUGUGACACCUCCCAGUCUCCCCUCCCACCAGCAGUUUACAGGCACUCGGAGCUUCCUGCCCUUCCAGAGAUGGCCAAGGAAAUCCUCUUCCCAGGCUGCCUCUCUGCAGUCCUGUCACUGGGCCUCCUCCCCGUUUUCCAGCUUGGACUUUGCUGUAACCCCUCAGUGCCAUCCAGGACUCGGCCGUGGAGUCCUGAAGUGAGAGGGAAAGGCCUUUUCUUCCCUGUUUUAUGGGCUCUGGUUUGUAAUAAAGGUUUGUACCCUCACUG
Messenger RNA from Chiroxiphia lanceolata (lance-tailed manakin), 1002 nucleotides. RefSeq names its product RNA polymerase II subunit E (gene POLR2E). Lineage: Eukaryota; Metazoa; Chordata; Aves; Passeriformes; Pipridae. Gene Ontology annotation, cellular component: RNA polymerase I complex; RNA polymerase III complex; RNA polymerase II, core complex. Gene Ontology annotation, molecular function: DNA-directed RNA polymerase activity; DNA binding. The record is from RefSeq and is a predicted model, not a curated record. Gene Ontology annotation, biological process: DNA-templated transcription. Bases 76 to 708 code for a protein of 210 amino acids. The transcript has 8 exons.